AUGUUGGACUUGAUGACCUUGGGCUUGAGCAUCGGCGCUCAGGAGGAGCUGCAGAAGGCUCGCCAGGACACCGGAGCGGUGUGCCACCAGCAGGAGGAGGCUGCUCCGUCUGACGCGGAAUCCACCUCGACUAUGAUGGAGGCCUGCGCGGAAGCGCUCGGUAUUAUGUCAACGAUUUUUGUCUGUGAUGCAGCUCGUGUGCAAAAAGCUAUGCUGUUUGGUGAUGGUGAGUUUGUAUCAUAGAUUUUCCUGAUGCGUGGAACGAUAGGGUGUUGCGAUUUCUGUUGCGAAACUCCCAUAUAUAAGUACAAAAAAAAAACAGAAUCCGUCUUGAACACUGUGGAAAACGCUGCGUCUUCCGUCGUGUCCGCCAUGACCCCGUCUUCCGAAAUGGUCGAGUCGGUAUUAUUAUUUUUUUUACGCAGUAUGCUUUCGUGCAUUAGAAAAUUAACUUGUAAUGCUUUGACAUGCAUCACAAUAUUGUUUUUCGCUCUGCGUUGCUUCGAUAUGCAUGACAAACACACAGGUUAUGGACAACUGCACCAUCGAGGCGCCGACGGUCGACUUGUCCCUGCCCACCAAGGCGGUGCUCAAGAAGUAAGUGGGUGGUUUGUCAUCGUCGGUCUUCUGCAUGUUCGUCAUGCAAGGCACGCAUUUUGAUUUGAGUUUUUUAUGUUUCGUCAGUUAGAAGUUGUACAAGGAAAAUGUCUGUUGCUAAUGAAUCCGAGUACCAAAAAAAUUCAAUCCUUGAAAGAUUCUACCCUCAUCUUAGACAGUACGAUACCUAGAAAAUUAUCUUGUGUCACUCUGGUGUUGCAAAGUUCCUUCCGCUUUACACUCACCUUUAGCCGCAUUCUUUAUUCUUAUUCGAACAGAUCACCAACUAAAUUAUCUUGUAGCCAAAGAAGCUGAGUAACUUCUAUUUGAGAAAGACCCCCAGCACUGUUAUGUAUGAAUGAGCCCAGUUAGGUAGUUGAGUCGACUUUGAAUUGCCCUAUUUUCCGAAAUGAAUACGUCUAGAAAUUACACACAAACAUACGUAACUACGACAAAGCAAAAAUCCGUUCAGUACUACCUAAAAAAGUCUUCGCACCUCGUUGCGGGAGUGCGGAGGCUGUGCGGCCCUGCGAACCGAUCGGAUUUGUGAAAAGUUUCAUCCAGGAAAUAAAGCAACUGUACAUUAUUCUGCUACCGUAGUUCUGGUUUUCGGGCUUUGGACUGCGGAAGCGGAGCCGUUUCGAGCUGUUGUUUGCAAAUGAACUUAGAAACAAUUUAGCGUUAUCACGCACGUAUUUACUCGUUUUCGUACUACCCAAGAACCCAGAUUGAUUUCUGCAAUUCAAGUUCGAGUCUUCCGCCCAUCUUCGUUCCUAGAACCCGGAACUGGAAGUUUGAUAACCCGCUGAAGCGAACGAAGAGCUGGCUCAUUGUUUCCUUGAAAAAAAAACAAAAACACCAAGCAGGUACUGCUGAGCAGUCAUGGCCACAGCCACUAACAGGCACGGAAAAUCUUGCAGACUCGUUGUUCUCGUUGUCGAUGACCGGUAUUCGUGACCUCCUAUGUCUUAAUUGUCAUCUCAUGAUCGUUUUAGACGAGGGUCCGCAGGUAGUUCCCACAUAGAAAUCGAAGCAGAGCGAAGGAGCGUCGUGUCUCUAAGUACUAUAGUCGCGACGUGAAUUUUCUGGUGGACUUCGCUUGAGAUGAGAA
Messenger RNA from Amoebophrya sp. A120, 1708 nucleotides. NCBI's taxonomy places the organism in Eukaryota, Dinophyceae, Syndiniales, Amoebophryaceae. The record is from the annotation of a GenBank genome assembly.